Ceratotherium simum simum (southern white rhinoceros) is the source of this 965-nucleotide messenger RNA. Lineage: Eukaryota; Metazoa; Chordata; Mammalia; Perissodactyla; Rhinocerotidae. The record is from RefSeq and is a predicted model, not a curated record.
GGAGGAGUCCAGCGUCCCUGAAUUCAGGAGUGACUGGAGUUGAGGAAGUGAGCACAGCAAAUACAGAUCACUCUUUCUGGGAAGCUGGUAGGAAAGUAGAUGCCUGGUAGACAUCUUAGAACUUUAAAAACGGAAAAGACCUGCUUUUAGGGGAAAAUGCUGAGGGACACUAUGAAAUCUUGGAAUGACAGCCAGUCCGAUCUCUGUAGCAGUGACCAAGAGGAGGAAGAAGAGAUGGUUUUUGGUGAAAAUGAAGAUGAUUUGGAAGAGAUAAUGGAUUUAAGCGACCUGCCUACCUCACUUUUUGCUUGCAGCGUCCAUGAAGCGGUGUUUGAGGUGCAAGAGCAGAAGGAGAGAUUUGAAGCGCUUUUCACCGCCUAUGAUGACCAAGUCACGUUCCAGCUGUUUAAAAGCUUUAGAAGAGUCAGAAUAAACUUCAGCAGACCUGAGGCAGCAGCGAGGGCUCGCAUAGAGCUCCACGAGACGGGCUUCAACGGCAGGAAGCUGAAGCUGUAUUUCGCACAGGUACAGAUGUCCAGUGAAACACAGGACAAGUCGUAUUUACUACCACCCCAGCCGGCCAAGCAGUUCCUCAUCUCCCCUCCAGCCUCCCCUCCUGUGGGGUGGAAGCAAGGCGAGGAUGCGAUGCCUGUUAUAAAUUACGAUUUACUCUGUGCUGUUUCCAAGUUGGGACCAGGAGAGAAAUAUGAACUUCAUGCAGGAACCGAGUCGACACCAAGCGUGGUGGUUCAUGUCUGUGAAAGUGAGACUGAAGAGGAAGAAGAAACGAAAAACCCCAAACAGAAAAUUACCCAGACACGGCGCCCCGACCCUCCGACCACAGCACUGAGCGAGCCCCAGACCUUCGACUGCGCGCUGUGAGGCCUGUGGUUGUGGCGCAGGCAGCUGCCUGCCUCGUGGGCUUCAGCGGCGGAGACCAUGCCCCUGCUGCUGAUGCGUCGCUG